Drosophila subobscura is the source of this 398-nucleotide messenger RNA. RefSeq lists its product as uncharacterized. The record is from RefSeq and is a predicted model, not a curated record. NCBI's taxonomy places the organism in Eukaryota, Metazoa, Arthropoda, Insecta, Diptera, Drosophilidae. Bases 86 to 298 code for a protein of 70 amino acids. The transcript has 2 exons.
AGACUCCCAGCAAACCCACAAGAAAGAGCAUCAUCAAGCUUAGUCCCAAGCCUAAACCCCGAAACACAAACCAAAAACCACAAAUAUGUCGAAAUUCGUGAUGGUUGUCCUGGCAUUUGCCGCCGUCUGCCUGAUCCUUGCCAGCGCCGCGCCAGCACCUGCCACACAGCUGCUGGAUGCACAGACAGCCAUCCAGAAGAUAAUUGCUGCCUACAAUCGCAUUCCUGGACGCUCAAUCGUCCACCCGUGGGAGGUGGCCACCGUAAUUGAUCCCAACACAUUCGUGGUCAACUAUUGAAAGGACUCUGCCCUGUGCCAUGACAACUUGUACAAAAUCUAUCUCCCAUUGCGCCACCCAUUGAUAUUGAAUAAACAAAAUGAACAAUAAUAAGCCAUAA